AGGUAAGGACACCUACUCCAACUCGUUCCUAUCAUCUAGUACUUCUUUCCCUCUAGUACGACCUAGUACCUAGAAUCCAUCCCUCUGACCCUGUCCUCCUAGUACCUAGAAUCAAUCCCUCUGACCCUGUCCUCCGAGUUGUGCCUAGAAUCAAUCCCCCUGACCCUGUCCUCCUCCUCGCCGUAUAUUCGCGACCAUGGCCGACGAAGAGGAUGCAGAGCAGGCAGCGAUGGCGCGGCUGCGAGGCCAGAUUAUACGCCUACAGAGUGAGCAAGCGCGCAGACGAGAACUCAUUCGAAGACACGAACAGCGAGACCAAGCCCUCAGAGAAGAACUCCACAGUCGAAAGGACGAGGCGGCAAAACUGAGCAACAUCAUUGUUAUGGCCAGAAGCAGAACGUGGUAGGAUUUGAUGAUGAUGAUGAUGAUGAUACUAAUCGCGUCGUGUAGUAGUUUGAGAAUAGUGAUUUCUCUAACCUUGAAUACGAGGAGUCGAAGCUGGCCAACGCUGCUCUACAACAGCAGAACCUGGAGGCGACGCAUGCACUGGAAAAGACGGAGGCUUUAAAGGCGAGUUGCGCCAGCUUGUUGGACGAAUUCAUACCUGGCGUUUACUCGGCGACUGGCAAUAAGUUCGCGGAAAAACGCGCAGCCAAACUAGCAGAGUUAAGGUAUUUUUAAGAAGUAUCUGUGAAGAAUACAGCCGCAUCCUCAAGAAGAGCAUAAUCUGUUGUCUUGAGUUUCUUGGAGCUUUCCUAGCAAGGUUGUGCCGGUGGGGAAAAGACUCCGAUUAGGUCGUGGAUUAUCUCGUACCAAGGACGAAGAUGCUUCUACUUCUACUUCUGUAGCUCCUCACUCUAAAACAAGGUGCCGGAGGAGGCGACGAUGACGGCGAUCGGGGAAAAGAACAGGAAGUCUUUCACGACGUCCUUUGGGUGACCUAUGUCCGGCCAAAGGAGGAGUUCAACUUUCAAAUGACCCUCAAAAUAGCCACAGAUACGCGGGUAAUGGACCUGCUAACGGACCUAUGCGAAUACUGGGGAUGCUCUGAAAGACAGAAUGUGCUGUUUUUACGACGAGCUGUGAAGUAAGUAGACGUAGACAGAAUGUGCAGCUGUUCAGGAUCACACGAUCGGCAUCGCGUGCUCUACUGCAUUAUAUUACCUUGGCAAUGUUGCCUUUGCCUACGCACUUUUUGCCUAAGAGCAACGAAAUACUAUAUGAUCUGACACUGUAGCUGUACGUAGUACAAGUGCACCAGGCUGCUCCUCUAAUCCUCAAAGGCGAAGUCGUUCCGAUUCCGAUGACUCAGCAUAGGGUGACAUUGAAUGCGAGUAUCACGGCACAGCGGGAUCCAUUAACGAAAAGAACGCAGAAGGAGGAACUUAUCAAAGCCCUAGACCCAGAAACGGGGGAGUGCAUCAAGAGCACAAUACUUGGGAAUGAUAUUAUUUUAGAAGGAGAUCAACUUCUAGGCAUCCAUUUUGCCGAAGAUGACGUCUCAAAAUGGCUUGAGGGGGAAAGAUCUUCUGCCGAAGCAGAAGAGAAUACUAGAGCAACUGACGAUCUAUUGUCACCGACAUCUGGAGCUGGAACGAAGCCAUGGAGUGUUGAGUGUACUUACUUACUUCAUUUCAGCUACUAGGAUUACUAUUACUUGAGAUUUUUGAAUAAAAGAUCGAAGCUCAACUCUUCCAGCUUCACGAUCAUUGCAUGUCCGUCUACUUCAGCAUCAACAUGAUACUCUUUCGACACUCUGUGUGGAGGAGACGGAAAGGCAAACUAUCCUAUCCUAUCCUAUAUUUUUAUCCAAACAACACUCAUCAUCUUCUCUCCCAAUGUUUUUUUAACAAACAUCUGUUUCAGCCGUCCUUGCACCCACUGCGGAGGACGACCAGCUGAUCUUUCAGUUUGCAGAAGACAGGAGGGUCCAAGAAGUUCUGCCUUUGACGGACAUUGCCCACUUGUACCUCGUCCACAAAGACGAUAAGGACGCGUGGGUGCAAAGAGUUCUAGCAGGAAAGAAGCGGAUAGCGCCAGGACAGGAAAACAAGCAGGACUCUGAUUUAUGAUGAAGUGAUAUCGUUAUCGCAUUCCCAUUCAUCUCUCGCUUUUGAUUUGUGUACUCCUUCCAGCUCGCUGUACGUGAAAAGCACUGUCUGCCAUGGAUGCACGUUUUUCAUCAAAAUGCACUCACAUGAGGCGUUUAUUGAUUUAGAACUCACUUUUGACUCGUCACAUCAAUCACUUCCACUUUCAGUUAAACUAUAAACUUUCCUUCGUCCUCAUCCUCAUCACUUCCACUUUCAGUUAAACUAAACUUUCCUUUGUCCACUUCCCACCUUCAUCUCUUGUAAACAUGGGUGCAGCGCGAGCAGCUGAGUACCCGACUUGUUUGGAGGUGACGCGGGGAUGGCCAGGUCUCUUCUACGAUAUGACGCAUCCCAGUGGGCAACAGAUGAUCAAAUCAACUCUACGAAACACACAAUGCCGCGACGUCUUCGCGUAUGUCCUGCUGUUUUUCUUCUUAUGGAGGUAGUGUUAUGUUAUGUUAUAUUGGGUGUUUCUGUUUCGUGUUUAUGAUUGUGAAUUGCAAAUCAAAAUCAACCAAUGAGUGUCGGAGAUUUAGAGUUUCGUGUUUAUGAUUGUGAUUUGCAAAUCAAAAUGAACCAAUGAGUGUCGGAGAUUUAGAUUACUUACACUUUUGCAGGACGGUUGUAAACGUUUAGCUUUAUGUCCGAGGAAACACGACACGAACAAGCACUCGUACUAGUGGGAUUAUCGAUGAUGGCCCUUGUCUGUCGCAGACCAAGCAUGUAUAGAGAAACCGUCUCUCCGACCACACACACUCUAAAUCCAACUCUCCUCGCCUUAGCUUCCAGUGUAGACCGGACUCGUGGCUUCUGGGCAACAGAUGGACUGCGAGGUGCAUUGGUCUUGGGGAGAGGAUCCAGUGACUUGGGUUCGGCAUGGUAUACCGCGAAUGCAGGAACGUCAACCAUAACAACUAGAAGAAGAAAACGGAAACGAAGAAAACGAAAGCUGCAAGAGAGCGUAGAGCAUCACACUGUUGGGCAAAAUGGGGGCGACCAGUUCUUUGAUACUAGGAGUGCCGUUGCUGAACGAAAGGACCACGUGAGCAGGGGAAGAACAGGGCAAGGGGAUGAUGCGGGCAGUACAAGCGGAAGGAGAAGACCCGAGGACGUACUAUCUGAAGAGCUCCUCGAUGAUGGAAGAGCUAGCACAACGAGAGUCAGGAGAGUAUUAUCAGCCAAUCUCAACGCAGAGGUCGAGGAGGUACAUGCAAGUAUCGACCGUAGACACCUUGCGACCUUAUUGCCGACGCUCGAUACUGCGACGUUUGUGCCUUUGCCAGAGAUUCGGGGACGCGAGCAGAUCUGGGCUUGGAUGAUAGGAACCUUAGCGGAGCAAGUCUUUUCUCCACGGUCGAGGCUGUGGAGCGAAUACCAACCAGCGUUUCAGAUGAUAAUACGGCAGCAAAGAGUAAAAACAAAAGCGAAUGGCUGUGGUAGGAACGCGUUUCUUGAGUAUGGCAAUGGCAAGUGGUAUCUCUGUAGAAGUGUUGAGUUUCCAUAGACGUCCGAGCUCAACUGUCUUCAUGAUAAGUACGAGUUGCAUACGUUCCAUGCGCCCAGCGGCUUGCUAUCAAGGUACAUUGUUUCAUCCAAAAUCCUUGAAAUCCUAAUUCCUGGCCAAUCCCUUCUUCAUCAAACGCUUUGGUUACCACAGGAAGAGCUGGGGGCUCUUUGCUACGAGCCAAACGUGAAUUCUGAGACCCAGGCUAAGACUUUUGAUGUUAGCACGACCGUGAUGGAGAACUUCGUGAGCCGCUUUAUUACCAAAACGCCAAGGCUCAGUAAUGUCACAAGUGGAGAUCCGUUGACGUUCGCGGAGGCUCCAGCGUAUUUAUUUUGUCGUCCUUUUAAGUCGUUUCUUUAAAUUCGGAGUACUAGUUGUACUAGUUGUAUCUUCAUUUUAUUGAUAUCUGAUUGAUUCGGUGUUGACUACGAUCACAUCGAAGUACAGUAGGUAUCUUCAAGUUGUAGAUGUAACCCACGACCAGACACCUUUCGUCCUCGUUACCACAUCAUCAUUUUACACUCCAUCAUCAAGGUCAUACGUCCACAGCGUCGCUGGAAGCCAUAACACAUAUGAUGGCAGCGGUUUUGUCGUAUAUUACGACACGAAGUACGCAGGCGCUGCAGCGUUUAAUGAGACAGAACUGGCAAAAGCAAAAUACGACUUCGUGCAGGAUAUGAUUUUUUUAUGGCUUUGGUAAUCCUGCUAGUCGUUCUUCUUCUAAUACAACAGAGUAUGAGUAAAACCAAUUAUCUCAGAGGAUGAGAAUCCUUUCACCGACAAACUGCAGCAAAACUCACACUACUAGCUUACAAGAACUGACUCUCUCUCUCAACAAGGCUCAGCGCCGGGACCCUCUAACAGGCCUUCGACACAACGACUACCUAGACGUGCAAUCAAGAGCUUUUCUUGUCGAGUUGACGACCUACCAUCCGACUCUGAAGACGUACGUUUCUCUGUCGAUUGUUUUCGAGUUGCAGCCAACCGGUGCAGUGCAAACUUCUACGCUUAUAGAGGUUGCAGAGCCUUUUGGGGACGGCACUGGGACUUACCCAUCACAUAGCGCGAUACAGACUUUGACGGUACUUGUUCUCUUAGGUUUUGCUGUCCCACUUCUUGGACCUCCUGCGAAUGAAUAUGAAGCUAAUAAUUAUUAUUCACUGCUUAGAUGAGUGGUCUUCAUGUUCCGCACUUCUCGUUGUCGUUUAUCCGCAACGUUAGAAACCGCCUGCUCCAAAAACCAAUUCCAGUUACUCCGUUUUCUCAUCUGCCUCUAUCUUGGGACCUUGAAGCCCUAUCUACGGAUCCGGGAAGUCAUUUUCGACAUGGAAAGACUGCGAACAAAUGCUUGGCGGGACGUCGUUUUUUCCUACAGCAACAUGGUCGAUAGCGUUCUAGUUGCUUUUGUUUCCUUAUGGCAAGAAGAAGGAUUUUAGAGAGAGAGAGAGUGUGAGUGAUGAUCCUUAUUUUCUCUGAUCCUCCAAAGCAUGGCGAUGUUUUCUUUGAGAAGCAGAUUCAAAGAUAGAUGCACAACAUAAUGCAUCGAGUUUAUAACGAGAUAACUGCAUCGUAGAAAACUCUACUUCCCCUAAGUCCCGUAAUCUUCUUCGCCAGGAGUGCUCAUGUUCUCCCGAAACCAGCUGAGGGAGACAACAAACUGUUACCGGGACAGUUUUUGUCUUUCGUGUCGUUUUAUUCGGCGAUCGAACAAGUGGAGACUGUGUUGCUGUUUGCCUUAAGGCCGCUAUCUCUUAUAUAGUCCAUCUUCAGAAGCAUCUUUUGGAGACGUUUUCAAGGGGGAAAGGUCUCAUCGAUGGGGUAAUUGGGAUGAGCUCUAAGUACCGUCGGUUUGCAGUGCAUGUUCCUUUUGUCUUUCUGGAACAGGUUUUUCCUUUUCUGGAAAAUCGUGCAGGGCAUGUUCAAGAUUUACUUCUUUUACUUCCUCGUGAUGACGCCUCUCUUUUUCGGUUGUGCGGUGCUCGCGACAGCGGUGUGGGGAUCCCACUUGAGCCAAUUUCGGAGUUACUUCAACUCCAGUGUCACGAUUGCUCUUGUCGGUACAGGCUACGUGCCUGACUUAUCCAAGCUAGCGGAUGUGUCGUACGCGUGGACAGUGGUUUUGAGCUUCUUGUACAUCUUCGGGUUCGCGUUCAUAAGCAUGAAUGGCUACUCGGCGAUUUUGGUGCAGAUCUUUGAUUAUGAGAGUGAGGCUUUAGUACCUUUCGAACUGUUGAUGAUGUUGAGAUGAAGGAGCAUCAAUAUUAAAUAUUCAUGCGCAUAUUCCCUACUUCAUAAAUAGUACAAUAUAUUCAUCCGCAUAUCCCCUACAAUAAAUAAUAGACCUUGUUGUAAUUUCCCGUCCCCGAACGCUCGAACAAAACCAGUACAACCAAUACCAAAAGCCACCCCUCUCUCCCCUUCUAACGCACACAAGUGUACCUGAGGCACGCACAGAAGACCAACAAAGGUUGGCUGCAGGAGACGUUGUGGGAGUACACGUCAGAUGAUGUGAUCAAGUACGUACUGCCUUCUGUAGUCUAUGACCGAAUGGCAUCGAAGCGUGGACGUGGAGAUGGCUAUGACGACGAGGAGGGGGAACACGAUAGGAUGUAG
Molecule: messenger RNA, 6213 nt
Organism: Amoebophrya sp. A25
Lineage: Eukaryota; Dinophyceae; Syndiniales; Amoebophryaceae
Source: the annotation of a GenBank genome assembly